This is a messenger RNA of Doryrhamphus excisus (bluestripe pipefish), 4746 nucleotides long. It is a transcript of the gene pcare1, whose product is annotated as photoreceptor cilium actin regulator 1. Lineage: Eukaryota; Metazoa; Chordata; Actinopteri; Syngnathiformes; Syngnathidae. The record is from RefSeq and is a predicted model, not a curated record.
UUCAGCUGCUUGUCCUUUGUCAGAUACUCAGGGAUGAGUUUUAGAGUACAGCCACGCUACAAGACCUAUCAAUAAACAUGACCAGCAAUUGUUGGAUUUAUUUUUCCAAUCGUUGACCCUUUUGACAAAUAUGGAUUCAACAACAUUUUGGUUUGACUUCGUCUUCAUGGAAAGAGAAGACAUCAAUUUCAGCUGCUUUUGUCAUCUCAAGGUAACAGAUACAGCUGGUGGCUAAGGGCCUUGGAUAUCUUUGCAUUAUCCACCCCACCACAUACUGUUUUGAAGGUGUCGGGAUGACAGACUUGUAAGCUUUGGAGGAAAAUGGGUUGUUCACCGUCCAAAGGUAAUAAUCUGGGGACUUUGGGCUCCUUGAGGAGGGGAAGAAUGUUGCCCCCUGUACCUCAAGAAAAACCGAGAGCAGUCCAUUUUAUCGACGGAGCCAAUCAUAUUUCUGCUGGAGCUACUGAUGGAGAUACUAAAGACAGGAAGACAAGUGGACAAAAACAAUUAUUUCAAAAGGAUGAACAUUUGCCAGCAACACAAGGAGAUACCCAUGUCACAGCUCCUACUCCAGAGAUAUUAAACCCAAAUAAAACGAAGAGUCACAAAAUAGACAACAACAUGAUACAGAAAACAGAAAAACAUGGGGACAAGCAGGAUGUAACUGAGAGAAAGGCAGGCAAAAAAACAAAGAGACAUUCAAGAGGUAUGAAAGUGCUGAAAAAGAAAGAUAAGGAGAUGCAGAAAAUUGAUUUCCCGGAACCUCUGGUAAAAGCUCACCAAGCUGCUUAUGCCUUUUUAAAUCCCAGCAUAAACAAAUAUGAUGGUGUACUUGGACUGCUGGAACAAGCAAUGCAAACUCAAGCAUUUCUACAGCCAAUGGUUUCUUUUCUGGCUUUGCGCUAUGAGGAAAUAAUUCAGGUACUGGAAGAAAUUGUUGAUGAAGGAGAAAAAAUGCUUAAAGAAAACGGAGAACAUCUUGCUUGGCCAAGUCAAAUGAAAAACCUCUCAUCCUCUGCACCUCUAAAAUCAGGCUCUGCUAUUGAACCCCCACCGGAUUUGUUGCAGCAGCUGCUUCAAUACACCACACAGAGAAUGCAGAAUGUGAACCAGACUGUUGGAGGAAUUGGAGACUCUGCCCUGGAGGAGGCAGCGGAAUACUUUUCUUCUGUCUCAGAACUUUUAGAGGAGAAAUUGAAAGUCAAACGUGAAGUUGAGACGAGGAUAAUGCGACUCUCAUCUCGCAUUGAAUUGGCAUCUCUUCGCAAACUUGGGCCAGAGGACUCUGCUCUCUUCAGCGAGGACAGUGGUAUUGGAGCUGAGAGUGAAUCCCUUGCUGGAUCGGAAAGGCGCCAUAGGCGUGUGAGUUGUGAAUCUAGUGCAACAAGCAGGACUACUCCAGUUAGUCCUAUGGCAUAUUCCUCAAUGACAGGUGUCAGGAAAAAGCAUGCAUGUCCAAGUCCAAGUGUUUCCCUUACUUCUCUGAACUCUUUAGCUUCUAUGUGCACAAUGAUGGCAAAUGCACAGGGGGAGUCAUUAUUAGGCUCAGUCUCCUUCGAUGAUGGUGAGGAAGAUGAUGAUGGCAAUAAUAUGGUUGGAGACAUUGGAAAUAGACAAAAUUCAGAACAAAAAAAAAAUCCCUCAAGACGUAAAGAGAAUCCGACAAAUGUAGAAAUGACUAUCAGAAUGAAAAAUACUUUAAGUGGUAAAGUACAGUUUCACCAACCAACAAGCACAGGUGCCAAGUCAAAGGUUGCAGGCUGCCCAAAAGCAGUUGGUGGCCAAUUGACUGAUGAAAAGGGACUAUCUCUAAAAAGAUCCCAAACAGUUAGAAGAGCAGUAGUUAAAGCAGCUUCAGUGGUUAAAGAGAGACGUUCGCGUUCUGUCGAAUCUCUGCGUAGCAAAGGUGAAGAUCCUGAUUUGCUUGAACUGGAAAGGUCUCAGAAAAAUUUAAGUCAGAAGUUGCAGAAAAUUGCCAAAAACAAAGAAAACAUGAAGGGAAAUGCAAAGACUACAUCAUCUAAACAAAAUCACAGAACCUCACCAGCAGACUCUCCAAAAAUAUCUCGUAAGCACCCGUCUUUGGAGAAAGAUGGCAAUCUACGAGACAGGGCAGCGCUUUCAAAGCACAUCACCAAAUGCCAGGAAUCUGCCAAUAAUAUAAAGGAAGAUGAUAACCAGAAAGAUAAGACAACAUCGAUGUACCCUGUUAAAGCCACUCCACCUCCAAGCCCCCCUGUAUCACCAAGACCAUCUUCAGGCCUGUAUAGAGGCAGGAAUUCGGUCAAAAAACUCAUUGAUACUUUCAGUCAAGGAAUAGAAGAAUUGGACAGUCCUGAUGUUCUCGGGCCACUUCGGGGUGUGCGGAAAUGUGGUGUUCCAGUGUUGCCAGGUUUAGGGAAUGUCACAUCUUUUCUUAGCAUUGGGAAAACCAAUUCCAGACCUGAUAGAACUCAGAAGACUGAUUAUAUUGAUUUGGAUAGUCUACCUCCACCGCCUCUAGAGGUGUUAAUGGACAAUUCAUUUGAAAGUGCCCAAAGUCAUGCAGAUGAUGGGACAACAAAACUCGUAAAAUCACCUGUGGUAAAACGGACUGGACUGUCUCAGCGACUACGAGCCUCAGUUCAAUCUGUACCCGUGCUGCCAAGCAAAGGAGGCGUGCCACAAUGUAUGAAGGUAAUUUGCCCAGCUAAAGUUGAUCAUCAGGUUGCAACAAACCAGACAAAUGUCAGUCAACCAGAUGUUCAAGAAGACCUUGCCUCAGUAAAUGAUUCCACAUUGUUGCUGCAAAUCAGAAAAAACAGAUACCUAAAACACUCCUCAGACUCACUGUUGGGGAAAUCAUUAAAAAAUGAUGAUGCAACAGGUCAAUCUACCGGUCAACGGGACUCAACAAAUGUACAUGAGGAUGACAACCUCUCGAUGCCUGAAGUAAACACAACAUUGUCUGAAGUGCCUCCCUCAUAUGCAGCCAGUAGUCAUUCACUUGCCACUCCACCGCUGUCCAAAGGACGAAUGUUGCCAUCCACACCUUCUACUCCAAGGACUUCUCAUCGAAGACUUCCUAGUCCCCACAAUUUAAAAAAAACGCCAACUCCGCCCUCUUCAGCCAGUCCUCCAGUUUACAGAAAACUCACAACUCCACCAGAAAGUCACAAGAGACUUCCCAGCCCGCCUAUUAUGAAGCAGAACACUUUAAACUCAAAUGUUUCCUCCUCAUACCCUUUAAAAGCACCAUCGCCACCUGCUUCACCAAAAGUACAAAGAUGGACAAGAGAGAGCAGCACCGAAGACUCCACUCGAUUGAUCAGUAAUGCACGUUCCGUCUUCUGCCCAGUUUCUCCAUCCUUGUUUGAGGCCCAGCCUUGCACAGCUCCCCAAACGACUCAAGCAUGGGCCUCUGCUGAAGGUUCUUCUCUGUCACAUACUUGUGGGAAUCGAGGCAAGUUUCUUGUGUUCAUCCCAGGACCCCGACCUUUUAUUCAAAGAAGCCAUUCAGAGAGAAGACCAAGUUUAAACCUUCCACCUCAAUCACCAGGCUUCUUGGGGGCUGAGACCUGCGGAAGUGAGCCAUCAAUUUGCACACAGGGACUAGAUGAUAACCCAAGAGGAGAAGAAUCAUGGGGUAGCCAGUCCAACCUGAGAGCAACGUCACGCUCUGCAUCCCACCCGGAUUUGUGUGUUGUUGGACAGGCCUUGCACAGAGACUAAAUGGGCCAAUGACCAGUGGACCAGUGGGAUUAUGGAUUAACAGGUUUUAGAAAGGAUUUAAGGUGUGAUGCUUCACUGGUAAGAGAGGAGUCUUUCUAUUCGCCUUGUGGUUUUACAACACAUUGGCAAUGUUUGUAUAAGAAGACGUAAGAUGAUGUCUGCAUAUGUAUUAACUGGGAGUUCAUGUUUACAUGCAUUUGUACAUGAUUAUUUAUUUUUAACAAAUGCAAAAUAACAAUGUUUGCCGUUACAUGACCUGUCUGUGUUCUAAUGGAAAACUUUAGAACCAACACUCAGAUAUGAAAAUUCAGUGACUAAUUUAGGAAUUUAAGAUAUUUCCAUCUUCAAUAUAUUCUUUUGGGCUAUCAGGCUUUAUGUAGUUCUACCUGCAAGGUUUUUUUAAAGGAUAGACUCAAUUAUAAUGUUUGGAUAUGCAAUGAGGGAAUUGUUCCUUUAGCAGAAAACCACUGUUUUGAUGGAUCAACAUACUGUAUAUUAUAUAUUCAAUUCAUAAUCAAUGCUUCUUUUUAUUAUUUUCUGUUUAACAUUUUUUGUACAGUGUAAUAAAUUGUAUACAAACAAUGUUCCCUGCUAUUGCAUUUCAUAUUAAUUCUGCUCAGUCCAUCCAUUUUAAAUACUGUUUACUAUACCACUCCUCUAUACGACACCACUAUUCCAAUAAGUAACAUUUGUGUCACGCAUCGGUACUGACCCCACAGCAGAGACAGAUUACAAUGAACAAAAAACUACAGCAACAUUCGAUCGCCAAAACAUGGAAAAGACAAAGUCAAAGCCAUCAGGUGUACAAUUUAGAAAUUUGGUGGCUAUAAACUAAGUGCUGGGUGAAUUUUAGUGCUCCAAAAUGAUAGCAGAAAAUGGAAAGUGUUCACAGGUGACCAAGAAUAGCAGGUUGGAAUGACCAGAAUAAAACAUUUUUCACAAUUAUUCUUAGUAAAAAUCUAUAUUGACUCUGUGACACCUUUUUAUUUGAAUGUGACUAAAGAAUUAUACAGAAAUACAAUAGCGUCUGUUUUA